AUGGUGUAUAGACCCAAACUCAUUGGAAUCAAGAAAAAGCUUGAACGGAGGGAAGCCACGCGGGAAGCCAAAGCGCUUGCGGCCGCACAUCUCGAAAGAUCGAUCGAGAAGGAGUUAAUCGAGCGAUUAAAGUCGAAAGCGUAUGGAGAUGCACCGUUGAACGUGAACGAGGAGGUAUGGAGACAGGUUUUGGAAGGUGAAAAGGGCAAGAAUAAGCUGGAGAUGGAGGACGACGAGACGGAUGAGGAUGAUGAAGAGGAGGAAGAGGAAGAGGAAGAGGGGCUGGGAGAUCGGGAGUAUGUGAGCGACGAUAGUGUCGAUGAGUUUGGGGAUUUGAGCGACUUGGAGGAUUUGGAAGAGGCAGAGGACGAUGAGUCAGAGGAGGAUGAGGAACAAGGGGACGAGGAAGAAGAGGAUGGAGAUGAAUCAGACGACGAACCGAAAUCAUCCAAGAAACGACCUUCGGCCCUUGGAAAGCGUAAAGCUGGACCUUCAUCACGACCAGAUCCAAAGAGGAAGAAGGGACGAGGUGGUGCCCGUGUGGAAGUCGAGUACGAAGACACUGUUCCACUCACAAAAGAGAUGAUUGCUUCAUGGCACGCGAGCAUCGCCCGAGACCGUCACUCCAAGUAUAAACUCCCCUUCCCCCCCACUCAUGCCGUUAUCACCUGUUCCCUCCAGUCAUCCGUUACGGCACUUGACGCCAUGCCAGGUGCUUCAAGUUACUCGGACAGCUUUAUGUACUUUUUGAAAAGGUCCCGUGGGAUCAUUGUAUACCAGAUAUGGCCCGAGUUGACAUUUUUCACUGCAGUUGCCGUUAUGGUCUACACUGUUUCGGAGUUCACUUCCACGACUCUUGCAUUCAAUAACGCAUUGUUGACGGUUCUUGGUACUGUGCUCGGUCUUGUAAUCAGCUUCCGCACAACAUCGGCGUACGACCGAUACUGGGAAGGCCGCAAGCUAUGGACGACAAUUUCACUUGCGAGUCGUAAUUUGGCCAAUCUUAUCUGGAUUCAUGUCCCGACCGACCGUUCGGCCAAAUCUAAGACUCCUCUCCCCAAGGACGCGCACCUCAAAGUUAUUAUCGAAAAACGUUCGAUGAUCAACCUCGUUCAGGCGUUCUCGGCUUCUCAUUAUCUUCGUGGGGAGACUGGGGUGUACUACGAAGACGUGUAUCCUUUGAUUGCUUUCCUUCCACAGUAUGCCAACAGCGAGCACCUCCCGCUCUGGUCAGACUAUACAAACAGCCACGGACACCAUGUUCCGCUCAAGACCGAAGGUGAUCUUGAAGCCGGUAAUGGCGUCGGCGCCAACGGGAAGAAGCUAUACCAGAAAAAGAAACGCUCCGAUGGGUUCAAUCCCGAAGGCGCGCUUCCGACCGUUUCGCCAGACCAUAUUCAGCUCGCUCCUGCAAGACUAGCUCCCAAGCUCGGAUUCUUCGAUUUUGUUCCCGUGCUUUUGCCGCUAAAGGCCUUGUACAAGUUUUUCAAGCGCAUAGCAAGUAAGCUUGAUGAUGAAGAGGAUGCGUCAAGGAGUUCGUGGACUGGAAGGAGGACUGGACGCCCGGCGGUCGUAGAGUCUGUCGUACCACUUGAAAUUGUACUCUAUCUAUCCUCUUAUUUCAACUUUCUUUUGACCGAGGGAUUGCUCCAAUCCGCUGCUGCCACUUCGUUUAACAACAACCUUCAUUUCCUUCAAGAUGCAUCUGUUCAGCUUCGUCGUGUUGCCACUACCCCCAUUCCUUUCGCGUAUCAGGCUCAUCUGCGUAUGGCCAUCUGGCUCUACUUGUUCUUCCUUCCUUUCCAGGUCUAUACCCAAUUGGGGUGGAUUGUCAUCCCCGCAACCACGUUCGCUUCCUUUUUAUACCUUGGCUUCCUCGAGAUUGGAGCUGAGAUUGAGAACCCAUUCAUGUACGACGAGAACGAUCUCGACAUUGACUCCUACUGCCUCUCCAUCGCCCGCGAAAUUGCCGAGAUCACAGCUCACGAUCCCGUCCCGCCUGCUGCAUACAUAUUCUCGCCAGCCAACCAACCUUUUGCGCCCGCCGACAGACGGACGGCAAGCGAUUUAACAACAGAUAUGGAACACGAGUACUAUAACGAGGGAACGGGGAUGCAGAAUCUACACACAACGCUUGUGAAGGGGUGGAGGGCGGUCAAUGAGAUGACCAGGGAUAACAAGAAACGUGUUGCUGCUUGA
Rhizoctonia solani is the source of this 2199-nucleotide messenger RNA. RefSeq names its product bestrophin protein. The record is from RefSeq and is a predicted model, not a curated record. NCBI's taxonomy places the organism in Eukaryota, Fungi, Basidiomycota, Agaricomycetes, Cantharellales, Ceratobasidiaceae. Bases 1 to 2199 code for a protein of 732 amino acids. Gene Ontology annotation, molecular function: chloride channel activity. The transcript has 16 exons.